UCAGAUUUCAAUCGAACAUGUCGACAACACCGCUUCCUCCUCUAAUAUUAUUAGACGGCGGUCUAGGCACCACGCUAGCGGACCGCUAUAAUUGCAUCUUCGACCACAGCACACCUCUGUGGUCUUCCCAUCUUCUACUGAGCGGGGAAGGAAGCGAGACGCUACGGGAUGUGCAAGGUGCUUUUGCGGAGAAGGGCGCCGAUGUCGUUCUCUCUGCAACCUACCAGGCGAGCUUUGAGGGGUGUAGAGCGAGUGGGGUUGGGGACGAAAGGGAAGCCGGGGUGUGCAUGAGGAGGGGCAUGGAGAUUGCACGUGUUGCUGCUGAGAAAAGAGAGGGCGGUGGGAAGGUAGCACUCAGUCUCGGAGCCUACGGAGCGACGAUGGUGCCGGGGCAGGAGUAUAGCGGAGCUUAUGACGCUGAACACAGUUCUGUUGAACAGCUGAGGGAGUGGCAUUUUCGGAGGUUGGAAGCUUUUAUGCCUGGUGGCGAAGAUGAGGUGGAGAAGAAGGAGAGGAGGGCGUGUUGGGAUAGUGUUGAUUAUGUGGCUUUUGAGACUUUACCGAGGGUUGAUGAAGUGCUUGCCGUUAGGCAGGUUAUGGAGAAGGUGAGUAGAAUUGUUGGAGGGGAGAAAGUGGUUGAGUUUUGGAUAGCUUGCGUAUUUCCCGGUGAAGGCAAUGAUCUGCCUGAUGGCAGUUCAAUUAAGCAGGUUGUUGGAGCUAUGCUUGGAAAGGGAAAAGGGGCGAGACCGAUGGGGGUGGGAAUUAAUUGUACGAGGGUGGGGAAGGUGGAGGGGCUUGUAGUGGAGUUUGAGAGGGAGAUUGGGGAGUUGAUUGAGAGGGAGGGCGGAGAGUGGCCGAGUUUGGUGGUUUAUCCGGAUGGGACGAGGGGCGAGGUUUAUGAUACUACUACGAAGGAGUGGGUGAAGAGGGGAGGCGCUGAGGAGAGCUUGAUUCCUUGGGAUGAAGAAACCUUCGGAAUAGUGAGUAGAUGCCAAGAAAGAAGACUAUGGAAAUCGAUAUUUGUUGGGGGCUGCUGUAAGACUACGCCAGAUGAUAUUGGAAAACUACGGAAACGAAUUGACGAGUUGUAAUUCCUGGUUUAUCAGCAAGAUGUACUCUUUCCUAUUGGACAACGAGAGCAACGAUUGCUCCAGAUGAGAUGAACAUUGUGUCUGAAGAAUUGUGGGCACAGCAUUGCUUGAUUGGGCAAUAUAAGAUACAGCAACUCCGAGACAUGUGGAAGGAGAAUGCCGAAUGUCCAUUAAUCGCUGAGUCAUUGAAAGGGAACGACAGAUAUUUUCUUAUUUUGAUUUAUAAAGGUGUGUCGGUGCCUUCUCCUUUGCCCCUUCCUUCUUUGGUUUGCUG
This is a messenger RNA of Hyaloscypha bicolor E, 1365 nucleotides long. Its product is annotated as Homocysteine S-methyltransferase. The transcript has 2 exons. Gene Ontology annotation, molecular function: S-adenosylmethionine-homocysteine S-methyltransferase activity. The record is from RefSeq and is a predicted model, not a curated record. Gene Ontology annotation, biological process: S-methylmethionine cycle. Lineage: Eukaryota; Fungi; Ascomycota; Leotiomycetes; Helotiales; Hyaloscyphaceae. The coding region runs from base 18 to 1091 and encodes 357 amino acids.